AUGGACGUGCCUCCCCAUAUUCAAAUAAGAGAUAGGCUGUAUCUGAAAGCCAGAGACGCUGACAAUGAUUACUUCCCUAGAAGCCGCAUCAUGAGUGUUUUCACAACGGACGACUGCCUCAGGAAGGUCUACUUCUGCGACUGUCCUCUAUGCCGUCAAGAUUUCAGAAAUCCCGACAACAGACGUCAAACCUUCGACUCACAAGAGCUCUUGGGCCAGUAUGCGACCGUGUAUGCCCUGCUUAUUUACAAUUACCGCCCAGGCUUGAUACGCCAUUUUCAGAGAGAUCGAAGAACCUUAGACGGGACCCAUUUUUUUACUGAGGACUCUUUGAGGUUCCUUGAUAAAGAAGGGGUUCAGUUGCGAUCGAUCAUACAAGAUAUUCUAAAUAAUCAAUACAAGUUCCAUAUCCGCGUGAUUGACCGGUCGCGCGAGCCGAUCACGAUGCACCGAGGCGAAGUGCUUCCGAUCCGCCAAAAUAUGGAGCAGACAGGCCAGGGCUCGUUUGGGCAGGUCUAUGGAUUUGAGUUCGCCUACGACGAGUAUCGCGGACAGGGGUUGCGAGACAUAACCCGGUUCGCCAGGAAGAUCUUUCACCGCGACACUGCCGGUUUGGAUGAAUGGUUUAAUCUCCUGCACUUUGAUCGGCUGCAACAUCCGCAUCUGAUGUCCGCCUUGGCGGCAUUCUGGCAUGAAGACAAGUUCUCUAUUGUCUUUGAGGAAGCCGACCUGACGCUUGGUGCCUAUCUGGAAAACGGCGGCCAUCUCUACACUCAUGAGGCGCUCUGGAACCAGGUCCAAGGAUUGGCCGAUGGGCUCGCAUAUCUACAUGGACGAAGUGGCUCAGUUAUCGCAUACCAUGGUGACCUAAAGCCGGCCAAUAUCCUUAUCGUCAGAGGAGUGAUGAAGAUCGCUGAUUUUGGGUUGUUGCAAGUUCGCUACCGGUCAAUCGCAAACAAUCUUGAGGUAUGGUCGUUGGAAAGCGAUACCAUUGCUUCUAGUCGGCGAAUAUAUGGUGGGCCAGACCACAGUAAUAAAGCAUUGAUGGAUGUAUGGUCUUUUGCCGCUAUUCUAUCCGAAAUAUCCGUGUUCAAUUUAGAGGGUAUACAGGGGCUUAAGCGCUACCGUCAGCGUCGGUUUGAUGAUGUCCAGGAGGCAACUCCUUCUUAUAAGACCUAUAACUUUCGACAUGAUACACAGAUGAAAGCCUCAGUGUCUCAAACAAUCGAUGACCUGCAGCAACUAGUCCAGAACAGCGAGCAACAGCAAACCCGUAUUUCGCGGUUCCAACGACGUUUCUUCAAUGCUGGCUUCUUUACCCUGUUGCGUCAGAUGUUUUCAAGAGACUAUGCAGACUGCCCGUCAUCAACUCACGUUUCUGAGGAGCUGAGGAGGAUUCACUGGCAGGCUACGCUGCCACUGCAGGAGGCUGUUCAACGUGGAAACAUCUGGGAUGAUGUGAGCAGUGGGGCAGUGCCAAAUAGCCCCCAAAGGCCCAACUGUAGACUAACAGACUGCGGCAUACUUCUUUUUGACUGGAAAGAGGGCAAAUCACUUCUUGUCCAAUGCGUCCUAUAUGAUUACAACGAUGUCAACAUAUAUAUUCUCCAAGAACGCUCUGAAGUUAUGAGGCUGAACCAAGAGUACCCAAGUUUCGACCCGGAAUAUACAGACAGGAGCAGUAACCGACCAUCACUCAGGGCAACUUUGCAGCAAUGGGACGGUCGUAGGUACACAUUUGAAUUCGUCGAGCUUAGGGAACUUCUUAUUCUGCAGGCCGCCAUGACCAAGCAAUACGUCUUUAAUUUUAUUCCGUUUUCUGGUCGACGCCGACUUGUUCUCGAACUAAACAGAGCGGUAGUCCAGUUGUGGUCUGAGAAGCCACUUCGGGAAGAUCAGAUCUUGUGGCCCGCCACUCCCAGAGUCGUCAAUCCUCGAAUGCACAUUGCCGUUAUAUGCAGAAACGAGAAGAAGUUGUUGCUGAUCAAAGGUAUCUGGGCACCGCGUCUCAUCAACUUUGCUGACCUGAAUUGCCACGGAACAGAACGCUAG
Aspergillus nidulans FGSC A4 is the source of this 2052-nucleotide messenger RNA. Its product is annotated as protein ffkK. Gene Ontology annotation, molecular function: ATP binding. The transcript has 5 exons. Lineage: Eukaryota; Fungi; Ascomycota; Eurotiomycetes; Eurotiales; Aspergillaceae. Bases 1 to 2052 code for a protein of 683 amino acids. The record is from RefSeq and is a predicted model, not a curated record.